This is a messenger RNA of Andrographis paniculata, 1726 nucleotides long. RefSeq names its product cleavage stimulation factor subunit 50. Gene Ontology annotation, cellular component: mRNA cleavage stimulating factor complex. The transcript is spliced from 14 exons. Gene Ontology annotation, biological process: mRNA 3'-end processing. Gene Ontology annotation, molecular function: protein binding; RNA binding. Bases 198 to 1520 code for a protein of 440 amino acids. NCBI's taxonomy places the organism in Eukaryota, Viridiplantae, Streptophyta, Magnoliopsida, Lamiales, Acanthaceae. The record is from RefSeq and is a predicted model, not a curated record.
AAUUAUAUUUUUUCCCUAGUAAUUAAUUAUGCAAAUCGGAGAAAUGAAGUAAGCACAGCGUGGUCAUGCUGGCGCUGGCAAGAUUCGGAAUUUUGCAGCAAGUCCGAAUCGAAAGAGUUGGUUUCGAUUAUUUCACCAAAUCUUAGAAUUAGGGUUUAAGGUAGAAGUUAACGAAAAAAGAGAAAAGACUAAAAUUAAUGGAUGAUAGCGGCGGCCCAAACACCACUGGAUUGGAACAGAAGCUGAAGGACGGCAAGCUUUACCGCCAUGUCAAUGCUCUAAUUGUUGCACAUCUCCGCGACAACAAUCUGAGUCAGGCAGCGAGUGCUGUUGCCUUGGCUACGAAGACGCCUUUAGAUGUUGAAGCGCCUCCAAAAAAGCUUCUUGAGUUGGUUGCCAAGGGUCUUGCAGUGGAGAAAGAUGAAGCAGUCAAAGGGGUAUCAUCAACUGCAUUAUUUGAUUCAAGCACACCGGCCAAAUAUGGUUCGGUACCUCCUCCACAAGCUUCUGCUGUUGAUUUCAGCGCUGUGCAAGGUGCUAAAGGAUCAUCAAAGAGUUUUCCAAAGCAUGAAUCUCGGCAUACAUCAGAACACAAGAAUGUUGCUAGAUGUGCGAAAUUCAGUCCGGAUGGAAGGUUUCUAGCAACUGGAAGCGCCGACACAUCAAUAAAGCUCUUAGAGAUAUCAAAAGUCAAACAGAUGAUUCUAUCAGAUGCGAGGGAUGGCCCAGUGCGGCCUGUAAUACGGACAUUUUAUGACCAUAUACAACCUAUAAAUGACUUGGAUUUCCAUCCUCAAAACCCAAUUUUGAUUUCCGGGGCUAAAGAUCGCACAAUAAAGUUCUUCGAUUUCUCUAAAAUAGUUGCUAGAAAAGCUUUCAGAAUAAUUCAGGAUACUCACAAUGUGAGGUCUGUAUCGUUUCACCCCUCAGGAGAAUUUCUUCUGGCAGGAACCGACCACCCAGUUGUACACUUGUACGAUGUUAACACUUUUCAGUGUUAUCUGUCGGCAAACGCGCAAGAGGUCAGCAAUGGAGCCAUAAAUCAGGUUAGAUAUUCGUCGACUGGUGGCAUGUAUGUUACAGCCUCAAAAGAUGGUGCUAUUCGGUUGUGGGAUGGAGUAACUUCACAGUGCAUCCGUUCAAUUCCUAAUGCCCACGGAACAGCUGAAGCUACUAGUGCAUAUUUCACAAAAGAUCAAAGAUACAUUCUCUCUUCCGGAAAAGAUUCUACUGUGAAUCUAUGGGACAUUGGGACGGGUAAAGUCGUCAACCGAUAUCUUGGAGCCACACAUGCACAACUACGGAGUCAGGCGGUUUUCAAUGAAACCGAGGAAUUCAUACUCAGCAUUGACGAAUCAAGCAACGAGGUAGUGGUGUGGGAUGCCCUCACGGCCGAUAAAGUGGCUAAAAUGCCUUCGAACCACAUGGGCAGUCCACGGUGGAUCGAGCAUUCGCCCGUGGAGGCGGCUUUCGCCACCUGCGGGACUGACAGGUCCAUCAGGUUCUGGAGAGAGACAUGAAAAUGAAAUGAAAGGGAAGCUUCAGAAGAGGUGUUGAAGAUAAGAUGUUGCUAUCUUGAACAUCAUUGAUAUUAGUCUUUCCGGGUGAGGUGAGGGCAAUUUGGUCAAUUUUAAGUCUUAUGUGUAUUAUUGACAUGCAGGCCUUUGCUACAUUUAAUUCUAGUUUAUUAUCAUCUUGUCUUUUCUUCAAAGAUUGUUUCAUACUA